AUGCGUGAUACUGUCUGGUUGAUUGCCAGUUUCCUGAUCCUUCUUCUUCUUCUACUUCUUCUGACCCAGUCAUCAUCAUCAUCACCCCAACCAGGAUCUACACAACUAACUGGCUUGAAUAAAAUAACCUUGAAUACAGAUGGACAAUUUAUUGACACUCGUGGAUUUAUCAAGUUAUUUCGUGGAUUUAAUUCUGUUCGAAAAUCUUUUCCAUGGUAUUCUCAACAAGUGUUGAAUAUAACACAGAUGAAAAUGUUUCAAAACUGGGGUAUCAAUACAAUUCGUUUACAAGUGAUGUGGAGUGGAGUAUAUCCUCAUCAAUCGACCAUUAAUACUACAUACUUAGAUCAAAUUGAAAAAAUAGUCAAUCUGUUUGCACAGUACAAUAUCUAUGUGAUAUUAGACAUGCAUCAAGAUGCUCUGUCAUCUCGUUAUGGUACAUACGAUGGAAUACCACUAUGGUUGAUUGAUCAAUUCAAAAGACCAUCACAUGCUCUACAAUAUCCUUGGCCUUAUAAACAAGCACCAAACUGUGAAAUGUGUAAUUAUUUAACUUAUGAGUGUAGUAAUGCAGCACAACAGUUAUAUGAUAAUGUAUCGAAUUCAUGGAGUCAUUGGGGUGAUUUUUGGGAAGUGAUUGCCGAAAGAUUCAGGCAUACUACAAAUGUACUUGGUUAUGAAUUGAUCAAUGAACCGCCACCGGGUAACUAUUAUACAAAUCCAUUACGUGGUCUUUCAGGUAAAUCAAUCAUGAGAUGA
Molecule: messenger RNA, 759 nt
Organism: Trichobilharzia regenti
Lineage: Eukaryota; Metazoa; Platyhelminthes; Trematoda; Strigeidida; Schistosomatidae
Source: the annotation of a GenBank genome assembly